UGCUCGGCGCUCGCUGCAGCCGCCUUCGCCGCCCGCCCGCCGCCUCCUCCUCCUCCGCGGCGGACUCCGGCAGCUCUCUCGCCAGAGUCCUCGAACUCGAUUCCUCUCGCCCUCGCUGCAGCGGAUCACCGGCGUGCCCCACCAUGUCAGACGCGGCCGUGGACACCAGCUCCGAGAUCACCACCAAGGACUUGAAGGAGAAGAAGGAAGUUGUGGAGGAGGCAGAGAAUGGAAGAGACGCACCUGCCAAUGGCAAUGCUAAUGAGGAAAAUGGGGAGCAGGAGGCCGACAAUGAGGUAGAUGAAGAAGAGGAAGAAGGUGGGGAGGAAGAGGAGGAGGAGGAAGAAGGUGACGGUGAGGAAGAGGAUGGAGAUGAAGAUGAGGAAGCUGAGGCUCCUACGGGCAAGCGGAUAGCUGAAGACGAUGAGGAUGAUGAUGUUGACACCAAGAAGCAGAAGACUGACGAGGAUGACUGGACAGCAAAGGAAAAGCUAAAACUAAGGCCGCCGUCACCUGUUCACCCUCCACUUCCCGUCUCAGAAUUUAAACGUGGUCACCACAGCGGGCAGUGCCACCCACAGAUGACAUGCGUUCUUCAUCAACCCACCAAAACCACAACAUGAAUUUGCAACAGGGGAGGAAAAAAAAACCAAAACUUCCAAGGCCCUGCUUUUUUUCUUAAAAAUACUUUAAAAGGAAAAUUUGUUUGUAUUUUUUAUUUACAUUUUAUAUUUUUGUACAUAUUGUUAGGGGUCAGCCAUUUUUGAUGAUGACGGGUGACCAGACCAGCCUUCAGAGCGUUCUCUGUCCUACUUCUGACCUUACUUGUGGUGUGACCAUGUUCAUUAUAAUCUCAAAGGAGAAAAAAAAAACCUUGUAAAAAAACAAAAAUGACAACAACAACAAAAAAAAACAAUCUUAUUCCGAGCAUUCCAGUAACUUUUUUUGUGUAUGUACCUAGCUGUACUAUAAGUAGUUGUUGAAAUAGGAGCGGUGGGGCUGCGUCCCCAACACCCCGGCCGCUUGGCUAGCUCAUGCCCGAAAUAACAGCACACAAACUGUAUUCAUUUAAGAACUGCUUGGCCCAUGAACUCUAACCCUUACAGGGUAAUUCUCGCACCUGGACUAGCCCAUUUCUAAUAAUGCAUGUAAGCACCCCAAGGUGUGCUUACCGGGAAGAUUCUAGCCUCCGUCCAUCAUGGUGUCUCUGCUCCAGAGAGCAGAGUUGUCGGGUCUCUCCGGGAGCAGAGCAGAGUCUGACCUCACUUCCUCUUCCGCCCAGAAUUCUAUUCUGUUUACUUUAACCUAUGAGGCCAGCCAAGCAGUUUCUUUAAUUAACCAAUGAAAUCAACAGAUUGAUAUAUGACACUCCCACAUCAAGUAGUUGGUUUGUAUGAGAUGGUUAAAAAGGCCAAAGAUAAAGGUUUCCUUUUUUUUCUUCCUUUUUUUUGUCUAUGAAGUUGCUGUUUAUUUUUUUUUGGCCUGUUUGAUGUAUGUGUGAAACAAUGUCCAACAAUAAACCGGAAUUUUAUUUU
Molecule: messenger RNA, 1535 nt
Organism: Alexandromys fortis (reed vole)
Lineage: Eukaryota; Metazoa; Chordata; Mammalia; Rodentia; Cricetidae
Product: prothymosin alpha-like
Exons: 1
Coding region: 144-623 (159 amino acids)
Biological process (GO): positive regulation of transcription by RNA polymerase II; negative regulation of apoptotic process
Cellular component (GO): nucleus
Molecular function (GO): histone binding
Source: RefSeq, a predicted model, not a curated record